GUGCCGAUAAAGAGUUGCGCUACUGUAUAUAUUGUGGUAGCAGUGCAGCUAAAAAGAACAGACCCUAAAUUAUACUAGCUAUAUUUCUAACGAAUUCUGAUGGAAAGAGUGUGUAACAGUUAUUAAAUAUUUUCAUAUAAUUUUUUGCUGUAUACUGUGCUGUUAAUUAUAUAUGCAAGUAAAUGAAUAUUUAUAUGAAAUGAGAAAUGAAUCAGUCAGUAUGACAAUGUGGAAUUUUUGUGCAACAUGCUUCAAAUGAACAAUUUGCAGGUAAUAAUGGUAGUAUUAAGGAAAAAAUAAUUUUAAAUCUUUAAACCAUUGGAAGAACUUCUAACCUCCUAAAGUCAUUAUUUUACUCGUUAGGACUUAUUGAUCAGAAAGUAUUAAUACUUGUUCGAUGGCUUAUCAUCAGAGCUGUCCAAAAUAACAAAUACAUCACUGCUAAUCCAGAAGGUAUCUGUAGGAAUAGCAUAAGGAAAGUUUUUAGUAUACCGUAGAUAUAUAUGAUUAAAUGGCAAUAAUAAUAUUUACCUAUAUUAGUGGCUGCAACUUCCCAACAUUUGCUGUUUGUAUGUUUUCUUUCUAAAAUAUAUUUCAGAGGAUACCCUACAAUUUGACAUAAACCUUGUCUCUGGGCCCAGUAGGCCUAAAAUCUAAGAAUCUGAUUUAUUUUAUGUAAUAAUACAUAAAUGGGAUAACAUCACAAUGUUUUCUAACAUUCAGAAAAAGGAUUAUAGAGUUGUGGAUCUAAUACGACAAAGGGAAAUACAAGACUCAGUCACACAUACAAUUUUGCAAAAACUACAUGUUACCGAAAAUCUAAUAUCACGUCUAGGUUUAGAAAAGGAAUUAAAUGGUCAUACAGGAUGUGUUAAUUGUUUAGAAUGGAAUGAAACUGGACAAAUACUUGCAUCGGCAUCAGAUGAUAAGGAUAUUAUAUUGUGGGACCCUUUUCGUUAUGAAAAAAAAUUAGUACUUCAUUCGGGUCAUCGUGGGAAUAUAUUCUCUGUAAAAUUUAUGCCAAAAUCAAAUGACAGCAUACUGGUAUCAGGUGCAGGGGACUGCAAGAUUCGGGUGCAUGAUCUAACACUCUCCGAACCAAUAUUCACGUGUAAAUGCCACAGACAGCGUAUUAAACGUAUCGCCACUGUGCCCAGUAUUCCCUUCUUGUUUUGGAGUGCGGGCGAAGAUGGUCUCUUUUUACAAUAUGACAUUCGUACACCGCAUAUUUGCAGGAGCAACAACCACAGUGUUCUCGUGAACUUAGUUUAUCAUAUGGGUCGUUAUGCGGAGGGCAAAUGCAUUGCCAUAAAUCCGAGAAAACCUGAGCUGAUAGCUAUUGGCGCUAACGAUGCUUAUAUUCGGAUGUAUGAUCGACGAAUGAUUAAGUUAUCGCAGCUACCUCCAUCUCCCUCUAUACAUGAUAAUUCAGAUUGGGCAAAUAUAAGUCGAGCAGGAAAAGGUGAUCCAGAUGAUAAUAUUCCAUUGGGUAGCACACAAUACUUUAUAGCAGGCCAUCUGCAUUCUCGUGAUGGUAAUAAGAGCAUUACAACUACCUAUUUGACAUUCAGUGAUAAUGGAAAUGAAUUACUUGUGAAUAUGGGUGGAGAACAAGUUUAUUUAUUUGAUAUCAAUGAGUCAAGUAAUUCAAAAACAUUUCUUAGUUCAUCAAGGAAAUAUUCAAAUUCAAUCGAGCGAGAUGAAGAUCUUGACAAGUAUUGUAUGAAACAAAACAUAAACUAUACAGAAGAUUUUGUAGAAAAAACUGUAAAAAUAUUGCCACCCUAUGUCGAAGAAUUAAAACGUCAAGCAAAUGAAAGAUUUGAACAGCAGAAGUAUUCACUAGCUAUUAAUUUGUACAAUAAAGCAAUUUCUUACUGUCCAUGGGCAGCAGUACUUUUUGCUAAUCGAGCAGCUGCUUACAUGAAACGUGCUUGGGAUGGCGAUAUUUAUGCCGCUUUACGAGAUUGUCAGACAACAUUAUUUCUCGAUUCGGAACAUAUAAAAGCUCAUUUUAGAUUGGCGCGUUGUCUGUUUGAUUUAAAUCGAUCAAUUGAAGCUGAAAAAGUACUCAAGAAUUUUCAACAAAAAUUUCCAGAAUAUUCAUCUAAUUCAGCGUGUAAAGCAUUGAAGAUGGAUAUAAAGGAAGCUAUUGAUGCUGGAAAAGAUGUAACUCAAACCAAUCAACCAUUUUUUCCAAUAUCAGAAUAUGAGCAAGAAUGGAGACGUAAUACAAUCGACUACAAAAUGAGAUUUUGUGGUCAUUGUAAUACUACAACUGAUAUAAAAGAAGCAAACUUCUUUGGAAGCAAUGAUCAAUAUAUAGUAGCUGGAUCAGAUGAUGGUUCUUUUUUCAUCUGGGAUCGUAAUACUACUAAUAUUAUACGUGUACUUCGAGGAGAUGAUAGAAUUGUCAAUUGUUUACAACCACAUCCAUCCACGUGCUUGUUAGCUACCAGUGGUAUUGAUCCUGUGAUCAGAUUAUGGAGUCCAUGGCCAGAGGAUGGUAGUGUAAAUGAAAGGGAAAUACAGAAUCUGGAUGAUGCUGCAUCAGCCAAUCAAAUACGUAUGAACAGUGAUCCGUUCGAAUUAAUGCUUAUGAAUAUGGGAUACAGAUUUCGUGAUCCUCAGCAUGAAUUUGGUGACGAAAAUGGUGAAAAUCAAUUUAGUCAACCGAUAACACAAGCUUUAAAUUGCAGGCCAAGUUAAAUUCUUGCGAGAAAAAACAGACUAAAAUAGAUAAUUUUAUCUAUAUUAAUAUGCAUAUUAUGAUUUUGCACACUAUUUUAAUUAUUUAUUUUUUCAUCGAUCUUGAAUUAUUUUUAUUAUAUAAUAAAAGCAUUUUUGUAAGAUUGAAUACAAGAUAAAGUUUUGUUUAUUAAGAUGAUAUUAUGAGUGUAUUAAGAAAUGUAAUCCAAAAUUGAGCAAGAAUUAUAUAUUUCAAAUCUAUAAUUAAUAUAUCAUAUUGUGUGUGUGUGUGUAUAUAUAUUCGUAUGUGCGUGUAUUGUGCGCGUGUAUCUUUGUACAAAAUGAGUUUGCUUCUAUUUUCUUGUAAGCAUAUUGUUUUCUAUAAUGAAAAAGAAACUCAAAAUUCAA
Messenger RNA from Camponotus floridanus (Florida carpenter ant), 3096 nucleotides. RefSeq names its product WD and tetratricopeptide repeats protein 1 (gene adp). Gene Ontology annotation, cellular component: cytoplasm; Cul4-RING E3 ubiquitin ligase complex. Gene Ontology annotation, biological process: negative regulation of fatty acid biosynthetic process. The coding region runs from base 706 to 2709 and encodes 667 amino acids. The transcript is spliced from 17 exons. The record is from RefSeq and is a predicted model, not a curated record. Lineage: Eukaryota; Metazoa; Arthropoda; Insecta; Hymenoptera; Formicidae. Gene Ontology annotation, molecular function: protein binding.